CGCCACUGUGAUAGGGACAGGUGGCACGCCGCCCCCGAUCACGCAACUUGCGCUCGCGAAACUCCCUUUUGUUUAUAACACUUGUUGUGCUCUUAUUUAGUGACAAAUUGAAAAGCGAUUGAGUCUAACAUUUGUUUGCGAAUUAAAAUGUUAACUUGAAAGUGUCGUGAAGUGAUCACAUAGGAUACCGGCUCAGUCAGUAAUGUCGUCAAGUACGAUUUAAGUGCAAAAUUGUCUUAGUCAAUUGAAAUGACGAUGUACACAAAUCCCGCAUGGAUUACACUGGUGUGAGACAGUGCUGAAUUUCGGUCUACUUAUUUAAUUAACGCGCCCAAGAGGUGCCUCCAGCAGAGGCAAGAUGAUGGAGUGCUUGUGCCCUGCGCCGCGCACGCUGGCGUGCCGCGUUGUAUUGCUGGACGAGAGGGAGCUUCUCCAUGAGUUACAGGAUAACAAUACGGGGCAGGCGUUACUGGAUGUCGUGUUUAGGCAUCUUGAUCUCCUGGAAACUGCUUAUUUUGGGCUGCGCUACGUCGAUCAAGACAAUCAAACUCAUUGGUUGGAUGCCGGUAAGCGUCUGCGUCGCCAGCUCAGAGGCUCAGACCCCCAUACAUUCUACUUCGGCGUGAAAUUCUACGCUGCUGAUCCUUGUAAAUUACUGGAAGAGAUCACACGGUAUCAAUUGUUUUUGCAACUGAAACAAGACGUGCUCCGCGGUCGUCUUCCUGUUAACUUCGAUCUCGCCGCCGAGUUGGCUGCUUACGUUCUGCAAUCGGAGCUGGGUGACUAUGACCCACGACGGCACACGCCGGGCUAUGUGUCUGAAUUCCGACUCCUGGCCCAUCAGACUUCAGAGCUGGAGACACGCGCCGCUGAUAUACAUCGUACCCUCACAGGCAUUUCUCCAGCACAAGCAGAGCUGAGUUAUUUAGAUAAAGUAAAAUGGCUCGAUAUGUACGGUGUUGAUCUGCAUCCUGUAUUGGGCGAGGACAGCGUGGAAUAUUUCCUAGGACUAGCACCAAGCGGACUUCUGUUGUUGCGAGGCAAACACACUGUCGCCAACUACUACUGGCCCCGAGUUUCCAAACUUUACUACAAGGGGCGCUACUUCAUGCUCCGUGUAGCGGAUAAAAACAAUGAAACUUCAACGUACGGAUUUGAGUCACCGACCAGAGCGGCCUGUCGACAUUUGUGGCGAUGCUGCUCUGACCAUCAUGCAUUUUUCCGUCUUCAGCAAACCUCACCGGCUUCCGCUGAUAUUUUUGCCUUAGGCUCAAGACUGAGAAAUAGUGGACGUGGAAGCAGGCCCCGACCACCGCCAACGUUCAGCCGUACACCAUCACGCCGAAUCGCGCGCCCCCCGCACGCAUCACACACUUCCUUGCAUGACGUGCCAAAAUUAGAAGAUUUGAGAAUAAAAGACUGCCCCCCAGAAGUUAAGCAACCUACCUCAGUUCAUCGACCGAAUUCAAUUAGCGGCGAGGUGACUGGAGGCCCACCGUCGAUGGGGCCUGGUGGGUCCCCGAGGUCCACACGUUCGGCUCCGACGCGGCGCGGGUUGUAUUCUGCCUCGCCGACUGCGACCCGUCCACCGCCUGCACCCCGACACAGAUCUGCCUCUGUUGAUUCACAGAGUUCCAACGAUUCACGAACUAACCGCAAACAUAAGCAUAGGUCCCGCCGUCAGCAGUCAGAUGCGGAGAGCGAACUGUCUCGUGGGUCAGGCCGAUCAGGACGACGGCACAGGCGCCACCGUUCGCGGCACAAGCAUGAGUCUGGCUCCGAGAGAGACGACUCCCAACCUGAUGCCAAAGAAUAUGAACUAAUAGAAUCAGAGUCUCAGUGGAAGGAAGUACUCAGACAAACGAACGCUGGUAGCGGCGUUCAAGUAGCGAAUGUUCGACGGUCACAAAUGGAACCAGAAACUGGAACACAUCGAUCUUCUCAUAGACAUCGGAGACACAGAAAACAUAGGUCCAGAUCUGGUUCUCCGAAUGAUAAGAAGUGGCUACCCAAUGAAUUAAAACAGCAUUUAGAGUUUUCAUUAGUCGAUACCACGGGCAUGACUGAGGAACAAUUGAAAGAAAUACCAUAUACCGUAGUCCAGACAAGUCACGCUCGCCAAACUAAGCUUCGGACAUCUUCUAAACAUAAACAAGCUGAACAUGGAUCGUUGGCUAGACGAGAGAAGAGUUCUUCAUUACACGGCAAAAGUCCCCAUGACAGUCACAACCAAGGGUCACUUAGAUCUAUUUCGAGUACCUUGAGUACCCAUAGGACUAAUAAUGAGAAGCAUGGACGGCGUAUAUAUCCCAGCUUUGACGAGACCGCUGGACGAAAUGGGGAUGAUUUUCUAACAAACAAUGGAUAUAAAGGAAAUGUCACACCGGUAUCGAACAAUAAUAAUCCGUACAGUCCGGUGACAAACAGUAAUAGUAAUAGCUCAAGUGGGGAGCUGAUAACAGGCAGCGCGAGGGUAUCGCACGAGCACACAGAUUCCGGGCUAGGAGCUGACCAGGAUUACGCCUAUUCUUCUGAGAGGUCCAGCGACAGCACCAAGGGUGGCGCGGGCGGUUCGACAGCGCCAGUGAGUAGGCAGUGGACGGGGACGGGCGGUGCUGGCAGCGCGGGCGGGUCGGGAUGGGCUGGAGGUGCGGGCGGCACGGGCGGCGCGCUAGCUCGGCGGCCGCCGGCGGCGCCCAGCCGAGUCACCGGCUCGCAGCGCUCUCUGCUGUCGGUCGCCAGCGACAGUGUUACCGCGCGCCGCCCGCGCGAAUUCGCCCCCCGCGGAUACCCUCACGCCGCGGACGGUGGCUUUUCUCUCUUUAGACAUGCUAGCAACAACAACAUAUUGAUCGGCGAGAGCGGGUCGCUGGCGCGGCGGUACGCGCGGCCGUCGCGUGAGUCGCGCGACAGCUCGCGCGACCACAACGCCAACCUGGCGCGAACGCAUGCGCGCCUUGCGCACGCGCACGUACGCCAUGACAACACCCUCGACAUUAUUCUUAAGCCUCUCAUAGAAAGCACGCAGCUGCAGAGCAAUUAAAUCCGGAGAACGACACAUCUGUUAAUGUAGCAGAGACUGCUUUGAAGUCGUCUGGUAGCAUCAAACCUCCCGGAGCCGCUGAGAUGAGCACUGAACUGUAAAAAGGAAAACAUUUUAGUUGAACUUAAUUGUAAAUAUACCUAUAAUACGUAUUCUAUUCACAUUUUAAUUCAUAAAUAGGUAAUGCGUGUUUAUAACCGUUGCUAAGUACCUCUAAAUUGUUAUUUUAUUAUGUUUUUGUUACGAUGUUGUGUCAACUUUUUAACUAAUAGGAAAUAAUUAUAUGGUUACUUAUAACUAUUAGAUAAAUUUAAAAAUAAAUAGUAUGGAGCUUUUUUGGAAAUAUUGAGUCAAUAACGAAAACCUUGGUACGAUAAUUCCAAAAGGUUUCCAUUUUAGUUUUAUAACGUGACGUAAGGGAAAAGAUAUCACAGAAUAAUAUUACUAGAGAUACGAGAUAUCGUAGAUGGGCUGAAAAAAUAUUACGAUGUGAUUUAUGGUAACCUAGCGAGAAAGGUGUGUAGUAAGAGAAAAAUCUAUGGUCUCCCUGCGGGGGACACGCGCACGUAUUGCGUAAUACAUUGUGUUCUGCCUAUAUGUAUGUAUGUACGUACCUAUAUAUUUUUUUUUGUAAAUAAUACGACAUAUAUUCCAUCUAUAAUAAUCAUUAUUGUAACAAAUUAACAAAAACGAUAGACUCUUAAUGAAACAUGAUUUUAUGCCAAAGAAGUUUCAUUCUACCAGCAUUACAUUUGCCCUCUCUACAGAAACUAUAAUUUACUUAUGAUAAACCUAUUAAAAAGAAGAACUCUUAAUUAGGUGUACCGCUUAGGUUAUGUAUGUUAUAGGAAAUAAUUUAAUUACACUUAAAAUUACAACAAUAUUGGUACUCCGUCCACAUCAAAUUAGCUACAAGGAAAAUAAAUAUUAUUUUAAGUUACAACACUAUUAUACAUGUAUAGUUGUACAACUUUCUUAAAGUUGAGUUCAUACUUCAUAAGUCAUCUUGUUUAUGCUUGUAAUACGAGCUAUAGCUUUAUUAUAGCUCCAUUUGUUAUUACUAUUAUAUAUUAUUAGUAUUAUUGAUUUUAUUUAUGAUUAUAUUUAAAACAUUUUUUUUUAUAAUUAGUUAACAAUAAGUAUAAAUGUACAUGAAAUAAAAUUCAAAAAUAGUGUAAUAAUAAUUCAUAUAAAAUAGGUCUGAAUUUUUUAUAAUCUGCAGUAGCUUUUUUUUUUUAAAUCGAAAACAGUUUCCUUUCUGCAAAUCUUUAAUCUAAAUCAAAUCCUAUUUUUGGAUGUUAUCGUUAUUUUUUGCCAAAUUUAUAAAGAACUGACGUUUUGUUUUUUAUGAAGAUUACAGUAGGUAAUAAUAGAUGAAAUAUUCUCUCGAAAUAUCGUAAUGUUCAAUCGGCUUAACAGUUAAUGUAAUGUCAACAACAUUUUAUUUUAUUUUGUAUUCAUCCCAUUUACUAAUUUAUUGUUUUAGGUUUAUUGUAAUGCAAUUUAUAUGCGUUUUGUUAGAAAUGAAUAAUUCAUUAUUUAUUGAUACUUAUUAACCCUAAUUUAUUUAGGUAAUACGUAACUAUUUGUUAAUUCUACAGACAGAAAACAUUGAUAUAGGUACAUACACAUACUGUAUUCAGCUAUGAACAUCCUAGUAAGUACUAUAAAUAUGAUAGUUUGUUACCAUUAAGUACUAAAACAACUCAAUCAAUCAUCGUGAAAUUUGGCAUAACAGGUAGUAUUUGGCAUGGAAAAGGACAUACAUAAGUUACACUUUACCACUUAUAAAUAUGUUACGAAGAUGAAGUCACAAGAAGUUUAUUAUUAAGUGGCCAUACAUCCUAAAGUCCACUGAUAAAUCUAACUUGAAUAAGCAUAUAUUCAAUGAAUAAAAGAUAUUCUUCACAAUCAGUUCUAGACUAUAUAUAAAUUUGAUAUAUUUUCAUCAGAAAGCGGUGCACCUUAUGUUAUUAUUUUGUUAUUACUCGUAGCAUUAGUUCAGAUUGCGUUAUUUAUUUACGAUUAUAAACAACGGGUAUUAAUAUAUAUUACCAGUCUCAUUAUAAUAUGAAAUUGAUGUACUGUACAGUUGUUAUGUAGUUUAGUAUUUAAUUAAUACUAUUUUUUCAGGACGUAUGUAAAGAUGCAAACAUAAUAAAUGUUAUAUUUUAUAUUGAGGUCCUAUUUGCUCCGUUGAGCUUAAAUAACAAGGCCAAAGCUUUGUGUCUACUCAAUGUAAGAAAUCUUACAAUGUACGUAGUCAACAUACCUAUCAUAUGUGAAUUUGUCUUAAACACACAUAACAAUUGUUAUAUCUACACGUAAUAGUCAAGCUAUUGCCUUGUGUAUUGUGUUUUAAGUUAAUACACUUAUUUCUAUGAAAUAAGUAUUAGUAACAUUAUCUCCUGUGAGGUUUACACGAUCUCAGUUCUACACAAUAAUAUAUAAUGAUAACAUGUACCUCGUGUCUAUAACAGACUUUCAUGACGUUCAAGAUUAUUACGAUGUAAAUAUUUAUAAGUUGGCAAUUAGGUAUUCACCAACACCAAAGUAGCUACUUGAGUUCUGCUGUAGAUACGGAUAUAUUUUAUCAUUUAUUAUUACUCAUUAAAUAAACAUGAACUGGAAAAUACAUGACUAAAAUAUCUAGUUACAUGUUAUUUUCAUGUAUAUAGCGUAAAAAUAUAGUUUGAUGUAAUAUUUAAUAACUACCAGUAUUUCUAAAUGUUAUAAGUAAGAAAACAUUUUAAUGUAUAAGUGUAGGUAUUUAAAUAAAUAAAAUGGUAUAUAGUCGGUCAAUUUGUACUGUGGCAAGACUGAAAAUGUAUAAUUUUAACAAUGUCCCGAAUGUUUGUAAUCAUUACAUUUUCCUAUGUAUUUUUUCAAAAUCAUGGCCGUCGUUUACAUUAAAGGAUAAUAAUUUCA
Molecule: messenger RNA, 5971 nt
Organism: Galleria mellonella (greater wax moth)
Lineage: Eukaryota; Metazoa; Arthropoda; Insecta; Lepidoptera; Pyralidae
Product: band 4.1-like protein 4
Cellular component (GO): cytoskeleton
Source: RefSeq, a predicted model, not a curated record